UGAACCGAUCGAGUAAAAGACUACGUCUGAUGAACUGCUUUGACCGGUCGAGUAAAAGAGGACAACGAUAAAGUAGAAGAAAGUUUUAUGCGCGCCGUUCUUUCCAUUUGGCAACGCUUAUUACACCUUGGGAUUUACUUCACACAUCAGACCGUUUGAUUGACAGCCGCCGAUUCAUUGACGAGAGCAGUCGGAAUUCCGACAGCUAAUAUUUGUAAUUAUUAUUCCGCGCAUUGAAAAACUGAGCACUGCAAGUAUAUGUCGCGAAAGACAAUAGAAUUCUGCGCGAUGAAUUUUUGUUAUACGAUACAAAUACCCCAUAAACAAGACUAGCUGAUAAAUUAUUAAUCUUGCAAGUGAAGACAAACAUGGCCUGUGCAAGGGAAAGCGACAGAAAAAAAGUCUCCGACGUCCUAAAGAAAACGUUGGUUGGAAAUCCAAAACAUCCUUCUCCGGCAGCGGAAACUUUAGGAUCAGACUUUCGGCAAAAAGCAAAAGCUAAGGUAGAAGCGGUGAAGGAUUCAUUUGAUGAUCGGAUAUUGAUAGAUCUGAAAGAGGCGACAAGUAGGAAAGCCGCUAAUAAACCGCUCGAGAACAAGUAGGAUAAAGGCGGACAGACUACACAAUCAUCGCCAAGACAGAAGGGACAAGAAAAUCACCGAAGGUUAGCCGACCAAAUCAACAAAGGCAGAAGAGACGGUACAGAAGGCGAGCUGUUGGAAAAGAUAGAAAGGAAAUUUCGUUGCGAAUUCAUUCAAGCGGAAGUAAGUAUUUCUGGCUACGCCGUCACGAGAGAAAGACAGGUGGAUUUCUGCAGCGGAAAAAUGGAUGCUGUUGCUUUUCGAGGAGGUGAAAAAGAUGUCCUUGAGGUUUUUGUUGUUGACUGGAAGACAACUACUAAAACAGACUUACUAGAUUUAUAUCAAUGGUGGGAAAAGGCUGAAUACUUUAAAAAACCUUUGUAUCAGUGUUUAGUGUACCGUGAACUCUUGCAGGCGCACUUGAAGCAUAACAAUGUGAAAGCAAAGGUUGGCAUAAUUCUGGUUCCGAUUCAUCAAACGUAUCCUGAACUCAGUUAUCCGGGCUUAUGUAUGGAUUUCAAAACAAUGAGUGAUACGCGUUUAUUGGACAAGCUGAAAGAUUUUCAGUGGCUUCCCGUUCUCGAUGAGUCAAUCUACGUUCAAACUAUUAAGUUGCCAUGCAAAUUAUUCAAGGAGAGUUUCGAUCCGGCCGAUGAUGUAGAUGAAAUUACCAAUAUUUUGAAAGAUGAUACACGCUUAAAAGAUAUACUUCACGGCAAUGCUACGAUUGCAGACUUACGUCAAGUGCUACACCUCCCCUUCUUAAAAGUAGAAGACAUCAAGGAGGAAGAGACAAAAGCCCACAAAGAUGACAAGACCUCAGUGAUCGAGACAGCUGCAGCUACAGAAGAUAAAACAAACGAGGAGUUCGCGGAGGUAAACAAAGAGGAAAAAGCAGUUUAAGUCACCGAGAAGCACAAGACGUGACGGGAAUAAGUUGGAAGAUAACAAGCAGAGUGAAAAAUAGAAAAAAGCAGUGAAAGACUAUCAUUCGUUGGCCAUCGGUUCGAGUCCUGGCUGAGGACAUUGUGUUGUGCUCUUGGGCAAGAUAAGACACUUUACUCACUUUACUCACUAUGUAUGAACAGUGCCUUCCUCAACCCGGGUGUAUAAAUGGGCACCGGCGAACUUAAUGCUGGGGGGUAACCCUAUGAUAGACUAUCAUCCCAUCCAGGGGGGAAUAGAAAUACUCCUGGUCCCAUUAUGCUACAGAACUGACCAGGAUAAGCUCCGGCCUGAUGUGCCACUGGCUCAUAUGCACACUUUACAUAACACAGCUGAUAGUGAGGCGGAAUCCGACAACUGAUAGAAGUCAUUUGUCCGUAUGAAUUGUAUGAAUAUUAGUCACUCCCUGUAGACAUAAGUGCUCAGUUCAAGGCACUUAAACAUUUUCAGAGUACUUUAAUUUUGCUUAUAUCUCAUUGCAUCAAUACGAUGCCCGACAGUAAUAACAUUUUUCUCGAUUCCGCUUUAGAAGUUUUUACACAUAACAUAUUCUAAAACAAGGCCACAAGAAGCACUGUAUAUUUUGCGGCGAAUAAGUCAAAAUUGUAGAAUUUAAUGUACAAAAUAUAAUUUGUAACUAACUCGCUUGAACAUUAGCAAAUAUGGCUUUUUACUUAAAAUCUUCCUUUAUGCCUCAGUUAAUAUAGUUCAGCAGUGAACAGUUCAACGUUUCGCAUCUUCCAUCAUGGAAGCCCCCUUUAAGGCGUUGGGAAAUUCAGAAAAAAGAAUGGUUUUGUAACUUUAAACAGCACAUACGCUGCUACACUGUCAAACACUGAGGCGCAAACAAUCUUGUCAUAUCGGCACAUUUGAGCACUUCUUGUAUGCCGGAGAGCAUUUCUCGUCGCCGCGUCAGGCAUUUUGUCUUCACGCGCAUGCGGUGUCGUAUCUUUCUCCUUCAUUUUCUCUUUAACAGCCGAGUACAGCUUAGCUUGUAUUUCUUCAACUUUCUUCGCUAUCUCCUUGUCCUUUUUGGCUUUCAACUGGAAUCUUUAAACAUCCGCCUGUGUUAGGUCGCACAUUUCUUUAGCUUUCUCCAAAUCAACAAAGUAGUUGUCGACUCGUUUCUCGAGUUCGCAGAAUUGUCUUUGUAAUCUGUCAGCAGUAGUUUCCAAUAGCAGAACGAUUCAUUUUGUUUGAUUUUACUCUUAUCAUAUGCUUUUUAUUGAUUACAAGAACUGGUCUCCCUAGCUUGUAACUAAGCGCAACGUUUCUACUCAUUAUAGCUGAGUAACAAUUGAUUUUUGCUCUCUUUUGAGAAAGCGCGCGCUACUUUCGAACGGUCGCGCGUACACCUUAUUAGGGGACUUAAGAAACCAUUACGACGCGUGCAUCUUUACUGCGCAUUUCCCGUGUAAUAUUGAAGUUCAAAUUAAGAAAAUGGAAGCCGGCUUUUCCUUUCUUCUAGGUCGGCACACACUAGGGGACAGUUUUCCUGGUGUGACAUGUCCGUUUUUUCGAAGAAAAUUAUCGGGUUGUUGCGAGGACACAAUUUAGUCCCCGAAACGUGUUACAUGAAAUUCAGCCGGUUUAAAUUCGUGUGUCAUUAGAAGGGACAAGAUGGCUCAAUUUUCACAAUGUCAUCGUGAACACUUUUCUUGCAACUGUCCCCGCCACGACAUAGAAAUGAACCAAUAUCCGCUUUGUGUACACCAGCUUGCAUACUGUCCCUGCAGCAAGCGUCCAAUGAAGGGGCUUGUCCCCACUUUACGUCCCCGCAAUGUGUCAAGGAAAGAUGAAUGAAAAUCUAAAAGCAGUAAAUCAGACUGUGAUGAUUCACUUCAUCAAAGGGCACGAACAAAACUAAGGUAAAUAACGUAGUUACUACUACUACAUAGAUAAAUAAAUGAAGGAAGGAAUGAGGAAAAAAGGAAGGAGGGGAAGUAGGCGGGAAGGAGGCGUGAUCGAAUGAAUAAAUGAAUACUGAGAGCAAGGGGUUUGAACACAAUCACAUCGAUUUUACAGCCAAAGAUAUCUUUGUUAUCUGCCAGUGGUGCCUUGUCAUCAGUUACUGACACACUAGUUCGCUUUUAAGCACAAGAAUUGCACGUUCCAGUUUGCUACUAAAGCCCCGGCCAAACGAUCAUAACAUUUCAACGCAACAUCGUUGGGUGCAACAUGUUGCGCGCGUUUGGCC
This is a messenger RNA of Orbicella faveolata, 3723 nucleotides long. RefSeq lists its product as uncharacterized. The record is from RefSeq and is a predicted model, not a curated record. NCBI's taxonomy places the organism in Eukaryota, Metazoa, Cnidaria, Anthozoa, Scleractinia, Merulinidae.